AUGUCGCUCGUCUCCGGGGAGAAGUCGAACUUCCAGUUCAUUCUCCGUCUUCUGAACACCAACGUUCGUGGUCAGGAAAAGGUCAUGUACGCGCUCACCAAGAUUGGUGGUGUCGGUCGUCGUUACUCCAACAUUGUGUGCAAGAAGGCCGAUGUCGACCUGAACAAGCGCGCCGGUGAGCUCACCUCCGAAGAGCUUGAGCGUAUCGUCACCAUUAUCCAGAACCCCACCCAGUACAAGAUUCCCUCUUGGUUCCUCAACAGACAGCGCGACAUCGUCGACGGCAAGGACAGCCAGAUCCUCGCCAACGGCGUCGCCUCCAAGCUCCGCGACGAUCUCGAGCGCCUCAAGAAGAUCCGCGCCCACCGCGGUCUCCGUCACUACUGGGGUCUCCGCGUCCGCGGUCAGCACACCAAGACCACCGGCCGCCGCGGCCGUACGGUCGGUGUGUCCAAGAAGAAGGGUGGUUAA
Molecule: messenger RNA, 471 nt
Organism: Colletotrichum orchidophilum
Lineage: Eukaryota; Fungi; Ascomycota; Sordariomycetes; Glomerellales; Glomerellaceae
Product: 40S ribosomal protein S18
Exons: 4
Coding region: 1-471 (156 amino acids)
Biological process (GO): translation
Cellular component (GO): small ribosomal subunit; ribosome; cytosol
Molecular function (GO): structural constituent of ribosome; RNA binding
Source: RefSeq, a predicted model, not a curated record